AUGGACGACACUGAAAGUCGAGCCAGGAUGGCUCUGGAAAUUGAUUCCGAGAGCGACGACCUCGAAAGCCUUGAAAGUGAUUUGACGUCGUUGUCAUCAUCUGUCUUUAAUUAUGUUUAUGAAAACGGUCGGACUUAUCACGCAUAUAAAUCUGGCGCUUAUAUACUGCCCAACGAUGAAAAAGAACAAGACAGACUGGACCUCCUUAACCAUGUUUUCCGGCUAUGUCUCAAUGGCGAUCUGUGUUUUUCUCAGGGAGAUCUUAUCAAUCCUCAAAAAGUCCUCGAUGUUGGCACGGGCACUGGUAUCUGGGCAAUUGAGAUGGCCGAUGCCUAUCCAUCCGCAGAAGUAACGGGUGUUGAUCUGUCUCCGAUUCAACCUAGGUGGGUGCCUCCUAAUGUGAGGUUUAUCAUCGACGAUAUCACCCAGCCGUGGGACUUUCGGACCAAUUCAUUCGAUUUCAUACACGUGCGCUGCCUGGCCGGUAGUAUAACGGAUUGGCCUGGGUUUCUGGCUCAAGCUUAUAGGCAUCUGAAGCCAGGUGGAAAGAUUGAGCUUUCUGAAGGCCGUACUCACAUGGUCUGCGAUGAUGGGACUUAUCCCGAAACAUCCUAUACGUAUAAGUGGAUUGCCGAAUUUAAUCGAAUAUCAAACUCACUAGGCAGGGUCUUUGAUAAAUUUCCAGAGUUCCACGGGCUGUUAGAGAAUGCUGGUUUUACUUCUGUGCGAACACACGAGGAACCGUGCCCUAUUGGGACAUGGCCAAAAAAUCCAAGAUUGAAAGAGAUUGGUCGGUACUUCCGUGUCCAAUUCCUCGAGGGAGCGGUCGACAGCUAUUCUCUAGCUCUCUUCACACGAUAUGGAGGUUGGUCGACAGUAGAGACGGAGGUUUUGUUGGCGCACGUUCGGGAUGAGAUCAAGUCCAAUAAGAUGCAUGUCUACACUCAUUGCUCUUUCGCUACAGCGACGAAGCCACUUGAAUAA
This is a messenger RNA of Talaromyces marneffei, 984 nucleotides long. RefSeq lists its product as uncharacterized. The transcript has 8 exons. NCBI's taxonomy places the organism in Eukaryota, Fungi, Ascomycota, Eurotiomycetes, Eurotiales, Trichocomaceae. Gene Ontology annotation, molecular function: methyltransferase activity. Bases 1 to 984 code for a protein of 327 amino acids. The record is from RefSeq and is a predicted model, not a curated record.